Messenger RNA from Mercurialis annua (annual mercury), 1450 nucleotides. Its product is annotated as ferric reduction oxidase 2-like. The record is from RefSeq and is a predicted model, not a curated record. Lineage: Eukaryota; Viridiplantae; Streptophyta; Magnoliopsida; Malpighiales; Euphorbiaceae. Gene Ontology annotation, molecular function: oxidoreductase activity. Gene Ontology annotation, cellular component: plasma membrane. The transcript is spliced from 3 exons. Bases 35 to 1450 code for a protein of 471 amino acids.
UUGGCUAACUCAAGUAUCUAUUUCUUGAUGGUAGAUGCUGAAAUGGGACAAGUUCCAAGUCUCCAAUGCGGCUGGAGAAAUAGCUUUGCUUUGUGGAUUGAUCAUGUGGAUUACUAGCCUAAGGCGAAUCAGGAGAAAGAUUUUCGAGCUUUUCUUCUACAGCCACCAUCUCUACAUUCUCUUUGUUAUCUUCUAUGUAGUUCAUGUUGGCUUUAAUGACGCUUACGUUCUCCUUCCUGGUUUCUACCUCUUCCUAAUCGAUCGAUAUUUGAGAUUAUUACAGUCCCAGCAGAAAGUUCGUAUGGUGUCUGCACGCAUUUUACCAUGUGCAGCUAUAGAGCUAAAUUUUUCCAAGAGUCCAUGGUUGAGCUAUGCACCAAGAAGCAUUGCCUUCGUAAAUGUGCCUAGUAUCUCAAAGUUGCAAUGGCAUCCCUUUACAAUAACAUCCAACACCAACCUGGAUCCAGAAAACCUGAGCAUUGUCAUCAAAUGCGAGGGAAACUGGUCUCGUAAGCUGUAUCAAUUGAUGUCAUCCCCGUCAGCACCGGAUCGCCAUGAGGUCUCUGUUGAAGGACCUUACAGUCAUUCAUCGACCAGUUUUUUGAGGCACAACAUGCUAGUGAUGGUCAGUGGAGGAAGUGGCAUAACCCCGUUCAUCUCCAUUAUCCGCGAAAUUCUAUUUCUGGCCAAUAAAACCACCCAUAUGACCCCUAAGAUACUUCUUAUAUGCACUUUCAAAAAGUCUAUAGAUCUCACUAUGCUAGACCUUCUGCUCCCAGUUUCGGGCACCACAUUAGACAUUUCUCAUGUAAAGUUAGAAAUUGAAGCUUAUAUAACCAGAGAGAAAGAGCUCAAAACAGAGAACCACAAGCUUAAAAUAAUAUGGUUUAAACCUGAUAAAUCAGAUGUACCCAUGUCAGCAGUUCUCGGUCCAAAUAGCUGGCUCUGGCUUGGUGCAGUAAUAUCAGCAUCUUUCAUCAUCUUCCUUCUCCUCAUUGGCAUUCUUACACAAUUCUAUAUAUACCCAAUUGACCAUAAUACUAAUGUGACAUAUCCGACGCCUUCAAAGUCUGCUUUAAAUAUGCUCUUCAUAUGCCUAUCUGUAGUGAUGACCGCCUCUGCAGCAUUUCUUUGGAACAGGAAACAGAGUGCAAAGAAAAUGAAACAAAUUCAGAUUAUGGAUAUUCCAAUACCUGGGACAUACCCAGGCUCGGCAUUCCACGGCGAUGACAGAGAAUUGGAGAGCCUUCCUUACAAAUCUCUUCUGCAAACCACCAGGGUGCACCUUGGUGAACGGCCAAACCUGAGAAAAAUCUUAUCAGAGUGCAAAGAAGAUAGUGUAGGAGUGCUGGUAAGUGGACCUAGAAUGAUGAGGCAAGAAGUGGCAACCAUCUGUUCAUCUGGCUCAGCAGAUCAUUUACAUUUUGAGUCUAAUAGCUUUAGUUGGUGA